This is a messenger RNA of Juglans regia (Persian walnut), 630 nucleotides long. RefSeq lists its product as uncharacterized. The record is from RefSeq and is a predicted model, not a curated record. The transcript has a single exon. Bases 108 to 449 code for a protein of 113 amino acids. Lineage: Eukaryota; Viridiplantae; Streptophyta; Magnoliopsida; Fagales; Juglandaceae.
UAAACUUCGCUAUGGUACACUAUCAUUUGAGAGAAAUCUACCUGUAUUAUUAUAGCUUUGUAAACUCUUACUUUUAGUCGCUCAUACAAUAUUUCUGAUCAGACAUCAUGGGCGUGAACAAGUGGUCGGUGCUGACUUGCCUUAGGAGGGCAGUGAGGAAGGUGAGGUUUUUGUUGGAUUUUAGUAACCACCAACUAAGUUUCAAUGAUCGGCCAGGCUUGAGAGCGUACACCAACGAUAGCUUUGAUUUAGAUUCUGAGGAUUCAGGGUCUUCAAGUAGGCCGGGGCUAGCACUACAGAAGAUGAUGAGUUAUCCUUCCGAAGAUGAUGUUGAUAAGAGAGCUGAGAUGUUUAUUGCUAAUUUCUAUCACCAACUUCGGAUAGAGAGGCAAAUUUCGCUAGAACUUCAAUAUUGUCGAGGAAAUAGCUUCAAGGCAAUCUCUCCAUGACAGCUUUUUUUUCACCCUUGGUUCUGAUGUUAUUUUCGUUUUUGUCCGAAUUAAGGAGGCAUUGAUUUUUAUUAAAAGGUCUCAAAACUCAUGUUAUGGGGAUUUUGAUUUUGAAGAAUUAAUCCUGCAUGCGUUUGGUGGUCACAUGAUAUAGGGAAAGCUAGGCACGAGAUUAGAACUU